UCGAUCCGGUGGUCUCUCUUUGAAUGUGAAGCAGCAGCAGGGAUUCUUUCUCCUCUCCUCUGCCCCCUCCUCUCACCUCCAACAUGACUUCACUGUCAGGGACCAAGGAGAGGUCUGUGAGCAGCCGGAGCAGAAAAUAUGGGGUGCCCGACACUUCCCCGACCAAAUCUGCAUCCUUUUUCCCGGACACGUGGUACCGUAAGCCCUACGAGGAUAACACCCGCUCCGGCACACGGCCCGCUCCAGAGGGUGCUGGCUCUAUGCCAAGCUCCACAGGCACCCCGUCCCCAGGCUCAGGAAUCUCCUCCCCAGGGUCCUUCUCUGGAUCCCCGGGGACCAUUUCUCCGGGGAUUGGGACAGAAUCGCCUGGUUCUCUGGGUGGCUCCCCAGGUUUUGGGACAGGAUCACCGGCUUCAGGCAGUGGAAGUUCCCCUGGUAGUGAAAGAGGGAUAUGGUGUGAGAACUGCAACGCAAGGCUGACAGAGCUGAAAAGACAAGCUCUGAAACUGCUCAUCCCUGGACCUUACUCCACCAAGGAUCCCUCCUUCUCGCUCCUCCUUCACGAUAAGCUUCAGGUGCCCAACAGUUCUCGGCGGGCGUGGAACGAGCGUGACAGUCGCUGCGAUGUCUGCGCCACUCACCUCACUCAGCUCAAACAGGAAGCCGUGCGCAUGGUUCUCACUCUCGACCAGUGGGAUUUGUCUCCCCCCUCUUCCCCCUCGGCCCUCAUUGGACGCCAUGGACCGCCGGGUCCUAUGGGAGCAUCUGGAGCACCAGGGGGUCCUGGGUCACGGGAAUGGAUUCCCCCUUUUCUCCCUUCCUCCUCCUCCUCCUCAGCCGCUGCUGCCAUCUCACUCCUGUCCUCCCAGUCGCCAACCCCAAGCCCCAGCCAGACCCCAACGCCCAGCCCGAGCCACGGACUAUCCAACUCUGGCCAUGGGAGCCCAUCCGUGGGGCCAACAUCGAGCUGUGCUCCCUCAAACCCACAACCUCAAGGCCUGGGGCACAGACAGGGGUCCAAGCCCAGCUCCCUGGGGCUUGGUGGUGGGGUGGACAGAAGGGUAGGGUCCCCCAGUUUGGGAAAAUCUGUUGCCCAACAGCAACCAGUGACUGGAGUAAGCAGCCCCGGCAAUAAUAGCGGAGCAGUUCUGAGCACAGCAGCUCUGCAGGCCCAUCAGCACCUGACCCGCACUAAUGGAGGAGUUACACUCUAUCCCUACCAGAUCUCCCAGAUGAUCUCUGAGGACUCCAGAGAAGGUUUGACCGAGGCUGCCCAGAACCGCUACAACACAAACUCUCCCUCACACACAAACUCUCCCUCACACACGGCGGCUGUGACCGCGGCGGCACCGACCACCACCUCUGCUGCUGCCUCCUUCUUUGCCAGAGCUGCACAAAAGUUGAACUUAGCGUCCAAGAAGAAGAAGCAGAAGACCACCGCAGUAACAGCCCCAGUGACAUCAUCGUCGCCGUCCUGUGACCCCCCUCUGUUCCCGACCAAUUUUAGCUCCGCCCUGUUGAUGGCCCCCCCGCCGGCUCCGCCCUGUCUUCUGCGUGCAGCCAACAAAAUCAAAGACACCCCUGGACUGGGAAAGGUGAAAGUGAUGGUGCGCGUGUGUCCAGUGUCUCAGUCGGAAGCAGCUGAGUCCAGUUCCUUCCUUAAAGUCGAUCCCAGGAAGAAGCAAAUCACCAUCAUAGACCCGUCAGCCAAUCAGACACAAAGCGCUGCCUCACAGAAAAAGGUAGCAGCCAAUCAGGUCCCUCCAAAGAUGUUCACCUUUGAUGCUGCGUUCCCUCCUGAUGCAUCACAGGCGGAGGUGUGUGCAGGAACGGUUGCUGAGGUGAUUCAGUCGGUGGUGAACGGAGCAGAUGGCUGCGUCUUCUGCUUUGGACACUCCAAGCUGGGUAAAUCCUACACCAUGAUUGGCCGUGAUGAUUCUCUUCAGACUCUGGGAAUAAUCCCAUGUGCCAUCUCCUGGCUGUUUAAGCUCAUCAAUGAGAGGAAGGAGAAAACAGGAGCACGCUUCUCUGUCCGUGUCUCUGCAGUGGAGGUUUGGGGAAAAGAGGAGAAUCUUAAGGACUUGCUGUCUGAAGUCGCUACAGGAAGCUUACAGGAUGGCCAGUCACCUGGAGUCUACCUGUUUGAGGACCCCAUCUGUGGCAUGCAGCUCCAGAACCAGUCUGAACUGCGUGCUCCGACCCCAGAGAAGGCAGCCUGGUUUCUGGAUGCAGCCAUAGCAGCUCGCCACAGCAGCCAGCGGCCCAACACCACAGAAGAAGAACACAGGAACUCACACAUGCUGUUUACAUUACACAUAUACCAGUACCGCAUGGAAAAGACCGGCAAAGGAGGGAUGUCAGGGGGUCGCAGUCGCCUCCACCUGCUGGACCUGGGCAGCUGUGAUGUCAAAGUGCUCAGGUGUAGGAGGGGAGGAGGUGGAGGUGGAGGAGGAGGAGCGGGAGGUGGGAAAGGAAGAGAAAACACUUCGCCCAGCUCGGCCCCUCUGUGCCUUUCUCUGUCCGCCCUCGGCAAUGUGAUCCUGGCCCUGGUGAACGGGAGCAAACACAUACCUUACAAGGACAGCAAGCUGACCAUGUUGCUAAGGGAGUCGCUAGGCAACAUGAACUGCCGGACCACCAUGAUUGCUCACAUCUCUGCCUCACCCAGAGAUUUCUCAGAAACCCUUUCCACCAUCCAGAUUGCUUCCCGUGUCCUCCGCAUGAAAAAGAAGAAAACUAAAGUCACAGUGCAAUACACGUCCAGCUCCUCUGGAGGAGAGAGCUCCUGCGAGGAGGGUCGCAUGCGUCGACCGACUCACUUGCGACCUUUCCAUAACCGUGGCGACACCGACUCUGACCUUCCUUUGCUGCGACUGUCCAGCGACCCUGACGAAUAUUCGAGCAGCGAGCAGUCAUGUGACACUGUGAUCUACGUGGGUCCGAAUGGAGCUGCGGUGUCCGACAGAGAGCUGACGGACAAUGAGGGACCGCCAGAAUUUGUACCAAUAAUUCCGGCUUUGCUUCGAGGGAAAACAUCAGAGCAGCUCCAAACACAGCCAGCUGGCACCCAGAUCAAGGUGCCGCCUCAGCCAGAGGAGCAGGCCGGGGGCCCCCCUCAGCCUCAGCCCUCUCAGUCACUGCUCGGGCAGCCACUGGCCCCGGUCCCAGAGGAGGCAGCUGAGUGCCUGAAGUGCAACACAUUUGCUGAGCUGCAGGAGAGACUGGACUGCAUCGAUGGCAGCGAGGAGGUUGCAAAGUUCCCAUUCGAAGAGGUUUCAGCAAACAAACCAGGCUCAAAACAGGAGCCAUGUCCAUCUUCAGCUGUCCCAUCCUCAGCUCCCUCUGCCCCUGGCUCUGCUGCUGUGUUGGAUACAGAAACCAAAACAGGCUCUGCAUGUGCUGCAGGAGGCGCAGUGCAGUUCUUCUCAUCGACAGUAACCACCUCAAGGAGGAGGACCAAUGACCAGCAGCUGCAGGAUAUUAAGGAGGUGGUGGAGGAGGCAGAGCUGGCCCAGACGAUGAUCCACAGCCUGGCUCAGAGUUCUGGUUCCCCCAUACUAACUAAUACCAGGAGCGUCACAGGAAGCAGCUGCAUCACCUCUAACCCCCUGAACAGGACCAAGAGCUGCAUGCAUGACAGCCAUGAGAGUCUGAAUAUGGGCAGUAACACUGAUGGGAAGGCUCGUCCAUUAGGAUCACCGCGCCUCGGCAUUGCCAGCCUGACCAAAACCUCAGACUACAGGCCUCCAUCCUCCCCGUCCCAGCGUUGUAAAGUGUACACCCAGAAGGGUGUGUUGCCGGCUACACCUCCUCUGUCCUCAUACACUCUGGCUCUGGACGGCCAGGGCACAGAAGUUUUGACCUCAGACAACAGUUUGGCUGCAGACAGCGGCCGCUCCUCCACAGAGUCCAUGCUGUCCAGGACUUCUCCAGUGGGCAUGAGUCCUCAAGUCCGAGAGCCAGCUCAGUCUCUGUCCGCCAGCCUGGGAUCAGCUGAGACGCUCUGUGACGAUGACGUCCCUCCAAUACCCCUGGACACGCACAGAGAUGCCUCAGGGCUGGCAGUAUCUAUAGGAACAGUUGGACCCCUGACGCUCGGGGAGGAUGAACUGAUGUACGCUUUGGUUUCUGGAGGUGAGGAGGACCUUGUUGUUACAGCUAUCAUGAACCCUCAGGACCUGACCUGCCGUCCAACGAGCAUCAUGAGCUUCAAGAGCGACUGCUGCUCCGUCACUUCCCUCGCUUCGGGCUCUCAGAAUGUCUGUAACCCCGGCGGUUCUGCUGAGGGGGAUUAUCACCUGCCUGCAGGGCCUGCAACCACCUCAGGGGUGGCAGAGGUGGCCAUGGCCAAGCUGCGGAUCGAAGGUGAAGCUUUAGCCACAGUGAUGUCAAGCUGUGGUUCACCCAUUUCCUCCUGGAUGAGUGACCUGAGCAUGGCCAGUGAAGCGGACCAUUCCCUCCACAGCUUCAGUCAGUCCCAGAGCCAGCUAGGGGAGGCCCUGGCUGAACCUGAACCCAACCAGAGCCAGUUGCUCGGGGCGGAGGGGCUGGUUGGGUAUGAAAGCUGUGGCAGCCCGAGAAGAGGGAGUCUGGACGGAGAGAUGGUCCUGUCAGAAAACACGAGUGAUAAGGCAACCCCAACAAAAGACAGGCGGAAGAAACUGCCUCCCUCCAUGGCUAAAACUAACAUCCAAAUCCUGGCAGGACCUGGGUACUUCUCCCCCUUCAAGCCCAGCAUCAGUGUGCACCCGUGUGUGGCUGUCAAACCCAUGGUAUUACAGGAACCAACCAUCCUGUCCUCACCUACCAAGACCGGCCUCAUGAAAGACAAAUUCACUGCACCACUUUUAGCUUCUAUUUCCAGCGAGAUGAGCUUUGAGGACCCCUGGUUGAAGCGUGGGUUGGAAGAGGGGAAGUCCAAGGAGCUGGUGUGUGAAGUGAAACCGGAAAAGAGGGACGGCCAAGGCUUCUGCAAGGAUGGUGGGGAUCAUGGCAGCUGUAGUUCAGGUGGUGAGGUUGUGUCGUCUCCAGAUUCCAUUAAAAGAGUGGUGGACGGCUGUGAGAUGGUGGUUAUCGCUGCUCAAGGAGAAUGCCUGACCGGUUUCUACAGCCCUGACAUCCACCGUACAGCCAGCCUGCCCCGCGGCUGGCACCGCCUCAACCGCCAUGACGGCUUGGACAGUGGGAUGGAGAACCGCAAUCUUGGAGUCACCUCUUCCACUCCCUGCAGUCCCCGUGCCACACUUGAUCGCAGAGGAUCAACAGGGAAACAGGGCUUUUUCUCCCAAAGGAAGGGGGGGAUCCCACCUCUGCCACCUAUAAGGAAGUCCAGUCUUGACCAGAGGAACAGAGCAGUCAGCCCUCUCCCCCAGCCCAGCCAUGGAGCCUUACUUCUGGGCAGCUCAGCAGAUGAUGCAGAGAUCUCCAGACUACGUGGCUCCAGCAUAGACAGCAGCAGACUUUUUAGCGCCAAGUUGGAACAGCUUGCAAACAGAACCAACUCUCUGGGUCGGGUUAACAGCUCCCACAGUGGUUCCCACCACUAUGAUUGCUUCUCUCUGGAGAGAGGGGGGAGCCUGAGAGGGGGAGGAGGAGUAAAGGGGGACAGCACCAUGCCUCGUACUGGUCGCAGCCUCACCCGUGCUGGAUCAGUAUCUUCUCCUACUGGAAAUGCUGGCAGCCUCGUUUUCACUGCCAGUGCCAGUCCAAGCAGCGCCCCGCAGUCACCAGCCAAAUCCAGCGGCCAAUCAAAGAUCUCAGCAGUCAGUAAGCUGCUGAUGACCAGCAGUCCCAAGACCAGGAGUCUGUCUUCAUCCAGCACCAAGACGCUGAGCUUCUCUACCAAGUCUUUGAGCCAAGCCUCCAGCCGCAGCUCCAGCCUUCCCCCUAAUGGAAAGCCCCAGAGUUUGGUUCAGCCCACUCCACAGCAGCAGCAGCAGCAGCAGCAGCAACAGCAGCAGCAGCAGCAGCCGGGCCCUUCGCCUGUGUCCUGGUCCACGCAGUCUUUGAGCCGCAGCAGGGGGGGAAGCCUGGCUGCCAAGCUGCCUCUCCGGGCUGUCAACGGUCGUAUCUCCGAGCUCCUCCAGGGAAGUGCAGGCUCCCGUUCCAGGAGUCAUGCCCAGGGAGGAGGCACAGAUCCAGCAGAGGAAAGAGGAGUUUCAGGGGCAAGUGGAGGGGGAGCUGCAGCAGUAAGUGGGGGUAGUGGUGGAGGUACAGGUGGAGGUGCAGGUGCAGGUAGCCUGGGGGAGGAGAAAGCAGCAGUGGUCCAAACACUGCCCUCCCCCUACAGCAAGAUCACAGCGCCGAGAAAACCCCAACGCUGCAGCAGUGGCCAUGCGAGCGACAACAGCAGCGUACUGAGUGGAGAGCUCCCCCCGGCCAUGGGGAAGACGGCCUUGUUUUACCACAGCGGGGGCAGCAGCGGCUAUGAGAGCAUGCUGAGAGACAGCAGCGAGAACACAGGAAGUACAUCCUCCGCUCAGGACUCCCUCAGUGAGCACAGCUCCGCCACCACCUCCUCCAGACGGAGCUCCAAGAGCAGCAAGAAGAGCAGGAGCAACACAGGUCUGCAGCGUCGUCGUCUGAUCCCAGCACUGACCUUGGACUCUUCCUCCUCCUCACCCUCUCACCGCUCCUCUAAGCAGGCUGUCACUUCAUCUUCUUCGUCCUCCUCUAGCCCAGGUGCAUGCUGGGUAGAUGGCCCACUGGGGCCCCCAGCUCCCUCGAACCUCCGAGGCACGGCUGCCGCAACAGAAACUUUCGAGAUCAAGGUGUACGAGAUAGAUGACGUGGAGCGACUGCAGAAGAGGAGAGACAAAGGAGGGAGCAAGGAGGUGGUGUACGUCAGCACCAAGCUGCGUUCGUUGGAGAACCGUCAGCAGAGGAUCAGUGAAGUUAGAGCAAAGUACCAGUGUCUGAAGAAAGAGCUGGAACAAACCAAGCAGCACCUGAUGCUCGAGCCGCACAAAUGGACCACCGAGUUUGAGAUACAGCCGAUCCAUGAAGUCGACUCGCUGGAGUAUUUGGAGGCUCUGGAGACCGUGACCGACAAACUGGAGACCAGAGUCAACUUCUGCAAAUCCCACCUCAUGAUGGUCACCUGCUUCGACGUGUCCUCCAGAAAUCGAUAGAUGGAUGGAGGGACGGCGAGCUAGUGGACAGAGAGAGGCGGACACAGCUGGACUCAAUUGGACAGAUUCACCCCUUUCCCCACCAAUAACAACUUCAAAAAUACUGUCUUAAUGGAUAUUACUGGAUUGUUGGAGGGAGGACACAGGGGCGGACAGACCUCUCAAUCCUGUUUGUCAUCCUCCCCCAGAUGUAAGUAGCAGAAGGACAGAUGGACAGAGAGAUGGAAGGAAUAGAGAUAUAUAAAGAUACUGUAUUUAACAGGCCAGCAGACCGAUACGUUUAUAGAUUUUUUUCUUGAGAAAAACAACGUCAGAAAAAGCCUUUGAACAUCAUCUAUUGAACGGGCUACUUUGAACCAGAUGAAUAUGGCUACCCAAAGAGGCGGACAUCCGGCUCGGGUCUGAAAAGAAAGAUUAAACAUAACAAGGACAAGUGAAUAAUUAGAGACCUCUGAGACUGAGUCGAACAUUUGGGAAUGUAUGGAGAGGAAAGGAGUCGAGAGAGGAACAAAAAACUGCCAUUUUUUUAAAACAAAGAAGGAUAAAGAAGCGGUGCAGCAGAGGAGAAGAACAAUUUCUCCCGUCGUUUUAGAAGAGCACUUUUUAGAAGAGGUUACGCAGUUGUUAGCCAUUGGCUGUACAUACAAAGUGCUGACUGGGCCUGGUAUUGUUGUGCAGUUAAUAAAAGAAAAUGACCAAGAGAAAGACAGGAGGACAAAAGAAAAUGAUUUAGAUAAGUGCCUUGUGAACAAUUCAACAAUACCAAUUAUAUUUCUCGCUGAAUUUGUGUACUUGCAGUAAGUAUGGUGCUAGCAUAGAAAAAAAGACCACAAAAGAUCAGUGUCCUUGGAAAAUCUUAGAAUUUAUAGCCAUCUUUGAAUGUGAUGUUCUACUGUGGGUCAAUGUUUCACUAUCUCAUAAACAAGCUAAUAGUGUAUGUUUGUAUGGUCUUUGGUACACUGAUGAGAGUAAGACUAAACUGGAUCCAUAAGACCUACAAAAGAUGGGAUGGUCUUUUUUUUUUUUUUAAACUGGUGCAAGGACCAAAAAUCCAAUUAGAGAAAAAGUACAUGAUUUUUCCAGGACACAGAGUAAUGUGUGUUUGAAAUAAGAUUAAAAAAAACACUAGUUUCCUCUGCGGUUGUUUUUGACUUUACUCACAAACCGAGCACAUCUGAAUUUUGACCCUCUGGGGCUUACAUACAGCAUGUUUCCCCUGCUACAGAUGUGAUGGCUUUUUCAUGUUCACAAAGCAAUGAAACGUCUGAGUCACACAGGAGAGGAAAUGGAAAUGUGUUUUCUCUGAUCCAGUGAUAAGUACAUCCAUCGAGUGUCAGCCCGACUGACACGCAGACCGUCUGUUAUUUGUAUCUGUGUUGUUCUGCUCUAUUCUAAAAGAAAAUGAAUGAUUUGUCAAUGUGUGUGUUUUAUAUUAAGGUUUUCUUUUUUAUUUGAGUGCAAUGGGACCACGUAGAGAAUAUGUAUUUGAGAAAGAGAAUAGAAAAAGGUUGAAGAGAUAUUUAAGACAAAAGAGUGAGGAAGGUCCAGGAUAAUUAUACUUUUUAAGGUCUGUAUUAUUGGGAAAAAGUAGUGAAUUAAACUGGAAUACUCACUUUGAAAUACAAUUCUGGUUACAAAUGGGCUUUUUAUAUAGUUCCAGUGUGUCUUUUAUUUGAAUGAGACAGACAUAACAAAAGAACAAAUAAAAACAUAUAUAAAGGACUGAAAGAGAACUGAAGAAAGAAAAGGACGAUGACCAAAUUAACGGCAUAGAUCUCUGCCUGGUUCCAUUUUUCUGGACGGAUAGCAACAAUUUGUUCAUAUUAUUAUCUAUGGUGCUUGAGAUGUUUAUGAUCUAAAUGUUUGUAUAAAUAUACAUAUAAAAAAGAGCCUGUUGCCCUCUGAAAUACCCUUUGAAUGCUUCUUCUACAUCGCUGUCAUCACGUCUGUCGUCCAUCACCCUCUCCCUCUGAAUGCCUUUAGCCUGCAAGCAGAGAGCAUUCUGGGAGAUCCUGUUUGAGAGGUAAAAAUAGGAAUAUACUACGACUAAUGAUAUUGGUAUGACAAAAGCAUCCUAGUGCUACAUUUCUCCAGAUACAGAAGCAGGAAACGACUUUAAAUGUCAUUAAAACGGUCUUUAAUGUCAUGUGUUGUACACCUUCAGUGACAGCAUACGGAUAAUCUAGCAGGAAAAUACCCCUGAAACUGAGAUGCUUUUGACUGACUGGACCUAAGAAGCGUUUUCACACAAGGUGGGGGAAGCAGCCCUGUAUCACCUCCUGUAAACGCUUCCUGUUUUUAUCUCCCAGAUCCCCCUGCCAGUCAUGAAUGAAGGUUUAUUUAUAUGAGUUCAGGAGAGAGCCGAGUCGCUUAUCAGUGUUUAAUUUAUGUACACCUUAUGAUCUUAAAAGUUACUAUGCAUUUAAGAAAAAAAUAACUGUACAUACUUUGCUGAGCCCAUGUCAUAUAUAAAUAUAUAUACUGUACACAUAUCAUAUAUACGCUCAUUUUUAUUUUAUAUAUUUUCUGUUGGUUUAGUUUGCUCCUGUUGUUCCUGGUGGAGAUUUUGUGGAUUUGGGUUUCCUAAAACAUUCACAUCCAGGGUAGUUGUGUUGUUUCAGACCAAAAUGAUCUGAAUUUUGUUAAAAUGCCAGUAUAUAAUACAGUAUUAUCUAAAGCCUUGUGGUAUUCGCAGUGGAUGUUUUGGGAACCCCAACCUCUGGAUGAGCUAAAUGGCCUGUAGUUGUUUCCAGAUUUAAGAUGCUAUGUGUGAAGUUUCAUGCUUGAUGCCUCACUGCCAAAUUUACUGAGGAAGCCCGUUAUAAUUCUAGCAAUAAUUGUGACAAACGCCUGAAAUUUUAACAGCCUCAUAUUGUUUAUAGCCGCCAUAAUAGAUCACAUAAAGCUUUCAGAAAUAAAAGGUUUUCUCAUCAGAGGAAGCUGCACUAAAAGGGAUCGCUCAUUGUCAGGUGCUUUAAAUAAAAUAACAACUGUUCACGUUUGGGGCAAGAAAACUAAAAACAUGCAGUCUUAUGAACAAACUAACGUACGUUCAAGAUUGAUGUGUUAUUUGGAAAACUUACACAUAGCAUCUUUACAAUUUUAGGCAGUAUUGUAUGUUAAAGUAUGGAUCAGACCACAUCUUCCAGAAUCUAAUGGUACCUGUAGCAGUAAGAUGUUUUUUAAGACAGAGGGAUUACAAUCUCUACAUAACUGAUUGAAACCAAUUCUUAUUUCAGUUUAAAGUACAAUCAGUUAAGUAGUAGAAUAAGUUAUUUCCUGUUAUUUCCUGACUUAAGGUUUUCAUUUCCUGUUAGGAAAAGAAAACAUUAAGUCAGCGUUACAAAACAUACUCAGUGCAAACCGGUUAAUAUGAGGUGUCAGAGUUUCACUGUGUGUGUGUGUGUGUGUGUGUGUGUGUGUGUGUGUGUGUGUGUGUGUGUGUGUGUGUGUGUGUGUGUGUGUGUGUGUGUGUGUGUCAUUUUAAUGACUCAAGACUACAAUCACAACAUGCUCAACAGAUUUACUGUUUCUGAGAAAUGUGGUCCGAUGGAAGAGCAAAAAUGGAGGGAUGUAAAUAAAGAAAUGUAUUGAAAGA
Eleginops maclovinus (Patagonian blennie) is the source of this 10728-nucleotide messenger RNA. It is a transcript of the gene kif26ba, whose product is annotated as kinesin family member 26Ba. The record is from RefSeq and is a predicted model, not a curated record. Lineage: Eukaryota; Metazoa; Chordata; Actinopteri; Perciformes; Eleginopidae. Gene Ontology annotation, molecular function: microtubule binding; ATP binding; microtubule motor activity. Gene Ontology annotation, biological process: microtubule-based movement.